This is a messenger RNA of Protopolystoma xenopodis, 384 nucleotides long. NCBI's taxonomy places the organism in Eukaryota, Metazoa, Platyhelminthes, Monogenea, Polystomatidea, Polystomatidae. The record is from the annotation of a GenBank genome assembly.
AUGCUAUCUGCCCUUGAUUACUUUGACAAAGCUCCGCUAAUGACGGUGCCUGGACGCACACAUCCCGUUGAAAUAUUCUACACUCCUGAGCCUGAACGUGAUUAUCUGGAAGCAGCUAUUCGCACUGUUAUCCAAAUCCACAUGUGUGAAGAAACAGAGGGCGACAUUCUUCUUUUUCUCACUGGACAGGAGGAAAUCGAGGAAGCGUGCAAACGUAUUGCACGAGAAGUGGAAAGUCUAGGUCCAGAUGUUGGCGAGCUUCGCUGCAUUCCUUUGUACUCGACACUGCCUCCCAAUUUGCAACAACGAAUUUUCGAUCCUGCUCCUCCUAAGAAGGCGAAUGGAGCUAUCGGUCGCAAGGUAAAACUUAGGUUCUAUUAUUAA